CUCCAUCCAGUUCAUUUAUAUUUCUGCUUUCCUCUUGGACUGCCUCGGUAGUCUGCGAAACCGCCGCAAUAUAAAUAGUUGUGUGUGCAUAUACGGCACAACGUGUACUUGGACACUGCACGAGUGGGUUUUUGGUGCCAAUUUAUUAUCCGGUCCAAGCCGUGCUAUCCAACUGUUAUAUACUUGUAUCUGCAUUUACAUAUGUACAUAUGUACGUAUGUGCACACCUCCAUACUUCGGAGAAUGCGGCUGUGUUUGUGCUGUCUCUGGAGAAAGAAGACACAUUGCGAAAAAACGAUACCAGUGGCAGCCUGAACUUUCCCACGCCGCUUUCUGUGAAGGACAUCACCCGCGAGUUCACCGCAAACCUCCGGGAGCGCUGUACUCUGCGUUCGCCACCACAAACCACCACCGCUUACUUAGAUCCCGGUACGGGCCUGGUGCACAUGGUGCUGUCGCCUGCGGCCGUGGAGUCCGUCCAUGCAUCAAGUACCGCUGGCAUCGAUACAUGCCCCGAAAACGCCCCUGGAUCCGCUGCUGUCAGUAUCGAUGCUGCCGAGAAAAAGCCCAGCUAUUUAAAUCUGGCUUGCUGCGUCAACGGAUAUUCGAACUUGACAACAUACGACUCCAAAAUACGUCAAGAUAUCAACAAGUCGCGCGAGGUCUCUCCAAUCCGUCCGUCCUCCAGCGGCCUGCAGUACUGCAAGCGGAACAACUCUUUGGCUGCCCCGAUUUUGCAUAGUAUGCCGUAUAUAAAACAGCCGUCGUCGAUCAGCAAGUACCCGUUCGAGGUCAAUGGCGACAGCAACGGCCACAAUCAAAGAAACGGACCGGAUACUGACCCUAUUAAUAGCAAUGGAAAGGACGGAGGCACCAGCAGCUUUAUUCAAGAGCGAGUGGAGCGUCUUUAUGGUCCAGGUGCCCUAGCCCAGGGCUUUUACAGUCCCAAGAAGCACGGACAAUCUCCAUCAGCAGCUCGGACCUCGGCCAGGCAGAGCUCGGAGCUGGAGCUUAAAUUCAAGCAACUUUCGCCCAGCAAGGAUUACGGGGAGUUCCGAAAGAAACUGAACAAUUGCUCACAAGCCGCAACGCAGCGGUUGGAUGAUCCUCCAUCUUUGUCUUCAGAGGGGAACGGAGAGUUGGACUUACCCGUAUUCCGGCAUCUCAGUCACGAGUUUCGAGCCCAGUUGCCCAAGGUUUCACCAAAGAGGGGUGCCACCCCUCGUUUCUCACCUGCUCCUGAGAUGCACCACACGAAAGAUAAUAAACUGAAGCAAGAAGUAGGCCAAAUUGAUGAAGUUGACCACCAGCCCUUGAAACAGGUCCAACUGGAGACGGAGGAGGUUAACCUUAAAAGCGAAGUUGUGGAUGCUGUAAAGGAUGGGAACUAUUUUCUUAAAAUACUCAAAGACGAACAAAUUCGUCUGUUGGCGCUGGCCGCCAUUGCUGAGAAAUACACAGACGCCUUGGCUAACAAUCCUGACAUCACAGAAGAUACUUUUGGAUUGCUUCGAUCAGCCUCGGGAAAAGCCAGGCUGUUGGUAUCGCAAAAAAUGAAGCAGUUUGAGGGUUUAUGCCACAAUAAUGUAAAUCGGUCGCCGGAGGACGAGUUCCCAACAACCGCUGACGACCUACAAGGGUUUUGGGACAUGGUUUAUUUGCAAGUGGAGCAUUUGGAUUCAAUUUUUGCAGACAUUGAGCAGCUCAAAGCUAACAAUUGGAAGCGCACAGUUGAGCCGGCAGCAUCGAACACAUUACCCAAUAAGGCUCCACAGAUAAGAUCUGGAGCUCUGAAAUCAAAAUCAAACACCAAGGCGAGUUUACCUGGAUUGUCGGCUUCGAAAAAUUCGGCUGCAGCAUUAAAAAGAGAUGCCCAAAGAAAGCAGUUGCUGGAGAUGAAACGACAGCGGCGUGAAGCUAUGGCUGCGACAAACAAAACAAAUCAUACUGUAUUUGAUAGCACUCCCGAGCAUACGCAGAUAAUUGGCGAGAGUUCUAUCAACUCUGGUGAUAGAAACAGCAGCUAAAUAGUGUUUACCGCGAGAAGCAAGACUUACUAUGCUCUCUACGUAUACACAUAUCUGAAAUUAACAUUCACUCACAAGCUAAAACCAGAGACAUACUCGUACACUCAUACAUAACAAUACAUAACAAAACAUAUGCUUAGAAAUUCCUAGUUGAAUUAAUCCUUAACUAGUCCCGACUAAAAUGCACAUACUGGAGCUUGUUUUUCUAGCAGCAUAACAACAUACCUACAUCGUGUCACAAGGUGUCACAAAUUAACCAAACGAGUUUGCGGUCUUGGAGUCAUUUUUGAUGGCCCCGCCAUGGUAGGCGCAUUUUUUCGUACCACCCAAAGCGACACGCCGAAAAUUGUUUAUAAAGUUUGCCUUAUCUGCGUGAGAUUUUGCUCGUUAAGCAAUUUGCUGUGCACUCAAGUAUCUGAAAUUGUUUAUAAAAUUAUGAUUAUAAAAGACAUUUAUUCUUACAUAUGUAACACUAUUUAAGUAAACAAUUAUAAAAAAAAAUGUCAUUAACUUUUUUAUAUUUAUUUCUGUAAAAGUAACGAAUCUAAAAUAUACUCCUUUUGGUCUGUAA
Messenger RNA from Drosophila kikkawai, 2598 nucleotides. The record is from RefSeq and is a predicted model, not a curated record. Lineage: Eukaryota; Metazoa; Arthropoda; Insecta; Diptera; Drosophilidae.